AUGAAAAAAGUCCGAUUCGACCUCGGAAAUGACCAACAUGAUGACCUGAAGGGCGUAGCCCCGAUGCAUUCGGUAGUAGACCAAACAGAGCUCUCGAAACAUACUAGUUGUGACGAUUGCUGGAUUGCCAUCCAUGGCAAAAUCUACGAUGUGACUGGGUAUCUUAGCAAACACCCGGGAGGAGCACAGGUAAUGCUAAAGUUGGCCGGCAAAGAUGCUACGGCGCCGUUUGACGAUGUGGGACACUCACUGGAGUCAUUGAUGUUUGAUUUGGGGCCCGAAGCCUGCGUUGGCAUACUGGAACCGGCUUUGAAAACCAAUAACUACUCAACCUCGCCUUCAUCGGAGAAGAAAGACGCUGCUUCAACGAAACGGUCCAAAGAGCUGCUAGUGGAGUGGCAGAAAUCAAAAACUGGGUUUUCGGGACUCAUACAGCCGUCCGAAACAGUUAUCCCAGCUCUGCGACGUGACCCGAGCGAGAAAUUCGACUUGAAAGACCCUGAAGAACGUUUGGAGGCCCAAAAAAUAGCCAGUACUAUUACAGCAAUCGCUGCAAUAGCCUUUUGCAUCACUGUCCUACUCUACGUCAAACUGCGAUGCGCUAACAUGAUCGAUCAUGUGGUCGGAUCCGCACAAGCUGACGACAACUACGAAAUACCGAACUGGUAUACAUGA
This is a messenger RNA of Lachancea lanzarotensis, 675 nucleotides long. Its product is annotated as LALA0S08e03070g1_1. Gene Ontology annotation, molecular function: heme binding. The record is from RefSeq and is a predicted model, not a curated record. Gene Ontology annotation, cellular component: intracellular membrane-bounded organelle; endoplasmic reticulum membrane. The transcript has a single exon. Gene Ontology annotation, biological process: sterol biosynthetic process. NCBI's taxonomy places the organism in Eukaryota, Fungi, Ascomycota, Saccharomycetes, Saccharomycetales, Saccharomycetaceae. The coding region runs from base 1 to 675 and encodes 224 amino acids.